AUGGGGAGCAGAAGCUAUUCCGCCAAUCCCAGCGAUUACAAGCUUCUAGAAGAAGUCGGUUAUGGAGCCAGCGCCACCGUAUACCGCGCAAUCUACAUCCCUUACAACGAGGAGGUCGCCGUCAAGUGUCUGGAUCUGGAUCGCUGCAACAGCAAUCUCGACGACAUAAGGAGGGAGGCGCAGACCAUGAGCCUCAUCGAACAUCCCAACGUCGUAAAGGCCUUCUGCUCCUUCGUCGUCGAGCGGAGUCUGUGGGUUGUCAUGGGAUUCAUGGCGCAGGGGUCCUGUUUGCACCUCAUGAAGGCGGCGUAUCCCGAAGGAUUCGAAGAGGCUGCCAUCGGAUCUAUACUUAAGGAGACUCUCAAGGCGCUCGAGUACCUCCACCGACAUGGACACAUUCACCGCGACGUUAAGGCUGGCAAUAUUCUCCUGGAUUCCAACGGCCAGGUCAAGCUCGCCGACUUUGGCGUUUCCGCUUGCAUGUUCGACACCGGCGACCGCCAGCGCUCCAGGAACACCUUCGUCGGAACUCCCUGCUGGAUGGCGCCAGAGGUGCUGCAGCCUGGAACCGGUUAUAAUUUCAAAGCUGAUAUUUGGUCUUUUGGAAUCACGGCGUUGGAGUUGGCUCAUGGUCACGCACCUUUCUCCAAGUAUCCUCCCAUGAAGGUUCUUUUGAUGACAAUUCAGAAUGCUCCUCCAGGGCUUGAUUACGAUCGUGACAGAAAGUUCUCCAAGUCUUUUAAGGAAAUGGUUGCUAUGUGCCUGGUAAAAGAUCAAACAAAGAGGCCAUCCGUGGAGAAAUUGCUCAAACACUCCUUCUUCAGACAAGCAAAGCCUCCGGAGCUUUCUGUAAAGAAAUUAUUUGCUGAUUUACCACCUCUCUGGAACCGUGUAAAAUCCCUCCAGCUUAAAGAUGCAGCUCAGCUAGCACUAAAGAAAAUGCCUUCUGCAGAACAAGAAGCUAUAUCACAGAGUGAAUAUCAUCGAGGAGUUAGUGCAUGGAACUUCGAUAUUGAUGAUCUGAAAGCUCAAGCUGCAUUGAUGCAGGACGAUGAUGAUAUUGCAGACAUAAGGGAAGAAGAUGAAAACAAAUUCUUCAGCUCCUACAAGGGUACAAGUGAUUCUCAGUUUAAUGUGGGCAGAAAAAAUUCAAAUAACUUCCAACAAGAUGAGUUUGCAUUACAGGUAGGCAGUAACGACAUACCACAAAGUGAGAAGAGAAAUGGAUCAGUGGCUGAAGCAACACCCUCUACUUCAGAAAAUGAUGUGGGAACAAGCAAUGUUAAAACACAAUCAGUGAAACUUGGUAAAACCCAAAGUGGACCACUGGUGCCAGGUGCAGUGCUUGGUCAUUCUUUAUCUGAAAGAGGGCGUGCAUUUGAAAGGUUUGAGAAUGAAAAUCAGUUAUCAGGUGAGAAAAGUAAUCGUGAUUUUCGACGAGCUCCAAGCUUUAGUGGUCCACUAAUGCUUCCAAACCGAGCUUCAGCAAAUAGUUUAUCAGCUCCAAUAAAAUCUUCUGGAGGAUUCAGAGAUUCCUUGGAUGAUAAGUCUAAUAAAGCUAAUCUAGUGCAAAUUAAAGGACGAUUUUCAGUGACAUCAGAAAAUUUAGAUCUGGUGAAGGAUAUUCCUGUAAGUUCAGUUUCACGCAGAUCUUCACAGGGGUCACCAAUGAGGAAAUCUGCCAGUGUUGGUGAUUGGAUGGUGGAUUACAAACAAAUGCCAAUCGGUCAAUCUUCCAAUGAUUCUGCUAAUAUCAGUAUUCCUGCAUCAUUUCUAGUGCCUCAUCUUCAUAAUCUUUUCCAGCAGACAUCUAUUCAACAGGAUCUUAUAAUGAAUAUGUUAAACAGCUUGCAAACUGCUGAGGCAAUUGAUGCUUCUCAGAAUGGAAAGUUGCCACCAUUGCCUCGCAAUUCAGAGAACAAUGGAAGUGCUGAGACAGCAGUUUCAGAGAGGGAACAACUGCUACUAGCCAAAAUUUCAGAACUUCAUUCUCGGAUGAUUAAUUUGACCGAUGAACUAACUUAUGAGAAGUUAAGAUACGUGCAGUUGCAACAACAACUAGCUGCUGUCUACAGCCAGGAACAAAAUGGGGAAAGAGAGGAAUAUGCAUGA
This is a messenger RNA of Sphenostylis stenocarpa, 2112 nucleotides long. NCBI's taxonomy places the organism in Eukaryota, Viridiplantae, Streptophyta, Magnoliopsida, Fabales, Fabaceae. The record is from the annotation of a GenBank genome assembly.